This is a messenger RNA of Chionomys nivalis (European snow vole), 921 nucleotides long. Its product is annotated as zinc finger protein 69-like. The transcript has 2 exons. The record is from RefSeq and is a predicted model, not a curated record. NCBI's taxonomy places the organism in Eukaryota, Metazoa, Chordata, Mammalia, Rodentia, Cricetidae.
AUGCAUCGCGAAGAGAGACCCUGUGCUUGUGAGUACUGUGAGAAAGCGUUUACUCGUUCAGGUUCCUUGAGAUGUCACGAAGGGAUUCACACUGGAGAGAAAUCAUAUGCAUGUAAGCAGUGUGGGAAAGCCUUUACCACACACACUUCCCUCCAAUGCUGUGAGAAGAUUCACACCGGAGAAAAGCCUUAUGAGUGUAAGCAAUGCGGAAAAUCUUUCAUGUUGUACAGAUAUUUGCAAAGACAUGAGCGGAUUCACAGUGGACAGAAACUCUAUGAAUGUCUGCAGUGUGGUAAAGCUUUUUAUGUCCACAGUGUCCUUUGAUAUCAUGAAAGGAUCCACAGUGGAGAGAAGCCCUGUGGUUGUAGGCAUUGUGGGAAAGCCUUCAAUCAUUCCAAUUAUUUGAGAUGCCAUGAGAGGAUUCACAACGACGAAAAGCCCUAUGUGUGUAAACAAUGUGGGAAAGCUUUCACUACACACAAUUCCCUUCAUCACCAUGAAAGGACUCACAUCGGAGAGAAACCCUAUGUAUGUAAGCAGUGUGGUAAAGCCUUCAGAACACAGAAUUCCCUUUAUCAUCAUGAAAGGACCCACACUGGAGAGAAUCCCCAUGGAUGUAAACAGUGUGGGAAAGCCUUCACGUUGUGCAGGUUCUUACAAAGACAUGAACGAAUUCACAGUGGGGAGAAAUCCUAUGCUUGUAACCAUUGUGGGAAACUCUUUUCAUGUUUGAGCGAGGUUCAAAGGCAUGAACAGACACACCCUGGAAUAAAGUCCUAUGUAUGUAGACAAUGUGGGAAAGCCUUCUCUAAAAACAGUUACCUGGAGUACCAUGAAAAGAUUCACAGUAGAAAGAAGCCUUGUGUGGUUCCCUUCAACGUCACAGAAGGAUUCACAGUGGAGAAAAACCCUAGUCUGUAG